AAUAAGCUGAGCAGAAUGGCCAGUCUUGAUGAUUUCUUUGCCAAGAAAGACAAUAAAAAAAAAAAAAAAAAACCCAAUUACUUGGCCACCGAUGAGCUGUACAAAACGCUGGAGGAAUCUGCAAAGUUGGCCACGGAUGACGAUUACGUAAAGAGUCUGAAAAACGAGAAUCGUACAGAGGGGCCAACUGAAACUACAGGAUCGGCUAUGAAAUCGUUAGAAUUUUCACUUCUUUACCCAAAUGAAUCUGUUGAAGAGGAGGAUGAAUGGUCUCAAUUUACAGAGGAUAAUCGUAUGCAGCACAUGAGCUUGCGCCACAGUUCUGGCUCAGCAAUUCUGGCUCAAUUGGCCGUCGGCGAGGUCAAAGCUCAAGAUUCGGUGCAGAACGAUACAGGUGGCGAUGGCGUGGACGUGGGUCAGCAACUUGAUGACAUCGGCAAUACCACUUGUCCGUGGGUGAAAAUGAAGCAGACACUUAGGCAACAGGAGCUGAAGGAGCCGAUGUCCUUGAAGCAGCCAAAUAAGAAAGAACCGUCCGAGGUUAAGAGUCAAAUCUACAUACCACCUGCUCUCCGACAGAGCCAAGGUGACUUCAAUCACCGGGAUCAGACUGAGAGCCGUCUGCGCAAGGUUCCAUCCAAGAUGUCGGGAAAACCUCAAGCUCCUGAUCUCAACAGUGACGAGUAUUUCCCCAGUCUUAGCAAAACACCCAAACGCACCAAGUAGCCAUAUCACGAUGAUCCUUAAACUUACCGUUUGUGUUCACUAUGUUUAACGAUAUCAAUUUCUCUGGUCGAUCUGAUGCGGUGCCUCGAUUAAAUAAAAUUGAAAGCAAUCAGC
This is a messenger RNA of Drosophila simulans, 840 nucleotides long. RefSeq names its product protein CDV3 homolog. Gene Ontology annotation, cellular component: cytoplasm. The record is from RefSeq and is a predicted model, not a curated record. NCBI's taxonomy places the organism in Eukaryota, Metazoa, Arthropoda, Insecta, Diptera, Drosophilidae.